This is a messenger RNA of Syzygium oleosum, 641 nucleotides long. RefSeq lists its product as uncharacterized. Lineage: Eukaryota; Viridiplantae; Streptophyta; Magnoliopsida; Myrtales; Myrtaceae. The transcript has a single exon. The record is from RefSeq and is a predicted model, not a curated record. Bases 57 to 479 code for a protein of 140 amino acids.
CAGCGUUUUCCCCUUUCAUUCUCCUUUCCUUUCUGUUCUGAGUUUUUCUCGUAGCAAUGUUGGAUCUCACCGCGGAGUUGGUAGCUCAGGCGGCAUCCAACUCUCUCGUCGUCUUCUGUUUCUGCAAUCUACUCAUAGUCAUCAUCCUCAUGUCCCCAAAACCCAGCUUGGAUUUCGACGAGAGAAGCGAGCUACAUCUUACAGUCGUCACCCACGACGGUGUGUUAGAUGAGCAGAGAAUAGACAUUGAGCAGCCACCUGAGGAUGAGGAGACGUGGCCGGAGGUUAUGCAGUUGUGCGUGUGUGAAAACUUAGAAAAGGAAGGCGGGAGCUACAACGGCAAGGGUGAAGAUGAUAACGAAGAUGACGGCGAAAGUAAUAAUGACGACGACGAUGAAUUGAGAAGAAGGAUUGAAGCUUUUAUUGACAAGGUAAAUAGGGAAUGGAAGGAAGAGAAAUUGAGAACACAGUCUAUGUGAGCAAGUGGAUUUUUGUGAGCCCUUUUUGUACUAAAUUAAAGAAACUCAGUUGGGAUUGAUUCCCAAUCUCUGUAGCAUGAUAGUAAUGACUUAUGAGGCUACUUUGUGUAUUAGUCACCCAAAGAAACUAGUGAAAAAAAUUAGUAUCCCUCAAAACAAGAA